This is a messenger RNA of Colletotrichum karsti, 6099 nucleotides long. RefSeq lists its product as uncharacterized. The record is from RefSeq and is a predicted model, not a curated record. The coding region runs from base 1 to 6099 and encodes 2032 amino acids. The transcript has 6 exons. Gene Ontology annotation, molecular function: oxidoreductase activity, acting on paired donors, with incorporation or reduction of molecular oxygen, reduced flavin or flavoprotein as one donor, and incorporation of one atom of oxygen; heme binding; iron ion binding. Lineage: Eukaryota; Fungi; Ascomycota; Sordariomycetes; Glomerellales; Glomerellaceae.
AUGCUCCUCCUGAUAUCUCCCCUCACAGCACUCACAUACCUCUCCAUUUCCCUAGCAAUCUACCUCACCCUCUCCUCCAUCCGCCGCUCCCGCCGCCUCGCCCGCGCCGGCUGCCUCCCCAUCCCCACCUUCAGAAGCAAAUACCCCCUCGGCAUCGACACCAUCAUCGACUCCACGUCCGCCAUCCGCGAGGGGCGAGCGCCGGAGUACCUCCGCAGCCUCCUCCUCUCCAACGGCUCCCUCACCUGCACCUACCGCAUCGGACUCAACACGGGCGUCUUCACCGCCGACGAGGCCGUCGUGCAGGCCGUCCUCACGCGGCAGUUCGCCGACUUCGAGGUCGGCGACGAGCGGACCGUCGCGCUGGGCCCGCUGCUCGGGUCGGGCAUCUUCAUCCAGGACGGCGAGCCGUGGAGGCGGUCGCGGGGGAUGUUGAGGCCCGCGUUUACGAGGGCGCAGAUCAGCAGGUUGGACGUGGACGAGAGGCACGUGCGGAGGAUGAUGGAGGAGGUUUGCGAGGGCGGGGAUGGGAGCGGCUGGACUGGGAGGGUUGAUCUGUUGCCCAUGUUUUACCGGAUGACGAUGGAUUUUUCUGUGGAGUUUCUUUUUGGGUUGGGGGAUGCGCGGUCGAGGAAGUUGGGGGGCCCGGCGAGGCCGACGGACGCGGAGUUUGCGGAGGCGUUUGAUAGGGCGAUGGAGGGCGCCGAGAUGCGGUAUGAGUUUCUCGAUCUGGGGAAGUACGUGUGGCCGAGGGGAUUCGCGAAGGCUUGCGAGCUGUGCCAUCUGUUCGUGGAUAACUGCAUCGCCGACGCUUUUGAGAGGCUCAGGAGCGAGAAGGCGUCGUCGGACUCUGGGGAUGCCGAGUACGACUUCUUCAGGGACCUCGCGGCCGAGUGUUCGGAUCCGCUGGAUCUUCGGUUCCAACUGCUUUCUAUCCUGUUUGCCGGGCGAGACACGACGGCGGCUUUAUUGGGGUGGAUCUUCUUUGCACUUGCGCGGGAUCCCGAUUGUUACCGGAAGCUUCGGGGGAUUGUGAUUGAUCAGUUCGGAUCUUAUGAGACGCCGGCGAACAUCAGUUUUGAGACGCUCAAGUCUUGCAAGUAUCUUCAGUAUGUCGUCAACGAGACGCUGCGGCUCUACCCCGUGGUGCCGUUCAAUGCCAAGAGGGCAGUGAGGGACACGACUCUGCCUCGUGGAGGCGGACCGGAUGGGAAGGCCAAGGCUUUCGUGCCGAAGGGGACGACUAUCAACUUUUCUGUUUACAUCAUGCAUCGGAGGAAGGAUAUCUGGGGCCAAGACGCUGAAGAGUUUAAGCCUGAACGAUGGGAAGGAAAGUUGACAGGCUGGGAAUAUCUGCCGUUCAAUGGAGGGCCCCGUAUCUGUAUCGGGCAGCAACUUGCCUUGACUAGGGCCGGCCAGGAAUUCUGGUUGGCCAAGCCUCUGGUCUACACUCCGGAGGGCAGCCCCGAACUCGUCAUCACGGCAUCUGAGAUGAACAUUAUCCGUAUCUUCGACAGCAAGACGGGCAACAUCUUGAAGCAGAGGACCCUCCAGGCGCCCUUUUCCGCUGCCGACAGCAACUGUGGAGAUAUCCCCAACUGGAUCGGCGUCACGGGCACACCCAUCAUCGACCCGGCCACGGACAUCAUGUACGUCUUCUCCAAGGGCUACCGAGACGGAACCACUUCAGGCACCGCCAACGGCGUCUACAAGAUGUACGCGAUCCGCAUUCCCACCCUCGAAGACGUCGACAAGUUCCCCGUUUUGAUCGACGGCAUCAACGCCGACAAUGACCCCGCCAAGUACUUCGUCGGAGGUGUGGCCCUGCAACGGCCAUCUCUGGCCGAACUCAAUGGCCACAUCGUCGCCGCCUUUGGCUCUCACUGUGGUCGCUGGAACUACACGGGUUACCUCGUCUCAGUCAGCAAGACUCCUGGUGUCGGCCCCGUCAGCAUGUGGGCCACGGAAGCCGCUCCCGGCGCCCCCAAGCCGCAACCUCUCGCUCUCGAUGAUGAGACUGGCGGCAAAGCCGGUAUCUGGCAGAGUGGUAUGGGACUUCCCGUUAUUGGCAACAACAUCUACUUCGUCUCCGGCAACGGCCAGGGCCACGCCAACGGCAACGUUCCCGCCAGCGGCAGAGUUCCAAUGUCAACUCUCGACGAGUGCACCGUCAGGAUGGAGCUGUCACCAGCUGGAAAGCUCAGCCUGAUCGAUUACUUCCAGCCGUACGACUAUGUUGGCUUGGAUGCCGGUGACCGCGACGUUGGAUCUUCGGGUCUCUGCGUCCUGGAUCCCGCCAUUUUCAAAGGCACGGGAGUCAACCGGAUGUGCGUCACUGCGGGCAAGAAGGGUCGAGUCUACGUCAUGAAUGCUGACAACCUGGGCGGAUUUCGCCAGGCGGCCGAUGGCGGCGACGGUAUUCUUCAGACCAUCGAACUUGGCUUCUCGCUCUACGGUGGAUUCGGCAGCUACCCUGGCGAAGGUGGCUACAUCUACGCUACCACCGUCGGCGGUCCCUUGGUCGCUUACAAGCUCGGCUUCGACGCGAAGGGUGCGCCUCAGUUUACCCUCGCUGGCAAGUCGACCUUUGUCGGUGCUGGUCGAGUUGGCGUCGGACAGAUGACCAUUACUUCGGAUAACGGGGAGCCUGGUACCGGCAUCGUCUGGGUCGCCGAUGUCAACGCUGGCCUGCAAGCUUUCCGCGCCGUUCCUCAAGACGGUGUCAUGGUUCCCAUCCCGCUUCCGUCCACACAGGGUAGCAACAAGUUCCAGCGCCCUGUUUUCGGCAACGGCCGCGUAUUCAUGAACGUCAACAACAACAAGCUUGUGGCCCUGGGCUCUCCGGUCAACCAGGCUGUCAACUGCACCGGGCCGGUGGACUUCGGCUCCGUUGAAGCUGGCACGACGGCAAGCGUCAUCGUCAACUGCAAGGCGAACGUCGCUCUCGCCCAAGUCAAUGGCUGCACGACGGCGGACCCAUCCUUCAAGUGCUUCAACUCCACUCUUCCUCAGGGCGCUGUUGCUGCAGGCACCUCAUUCCCCGUCAACGUUACCUGGGAUCUCUCAGACCCCUCUCUCCGGAUCGUUCCCGGACUGCUCUCCAGUGCGUUGACGAUCUCAGUCAGCCCCCCCGCCGAAUACGCCCCGAGUGUCCUGGUGUCGCUGCAGGGAACUGUCGUCAAACAAGGCGCCUUCUUGACGGCCACCCCUUCCGAUGUUGCUUUCGGAAGAUUGGUUCUCCGGGAUACUCCCGACGGUUUGACUGGCUCCGCCCUGAUCCAGAAUGUGGGCAACGGCACUUUGACCUUCACGGGCUUCGCAUGGCAAACAAACAGUAGCGAUUACGCCAACUUCACCAGUGACGGCAGCCUUGGUUCUGGCUUUUCUUCCUCGAACUUCCCAACCGUUGGCUCCACUCUCGGGGCCGGCAAGAGUUUGACCGUUGCGUUGCGCUUCUUGAGGCAAACUCCAGGCUCCUACAUCUCGAAGAUCACCAUUUGGUCCAAUGGCGGGACGGCAGUCCUCACUCUGAGCGCUUCCGUCAACGAGGCUCCCGUGGUCAGUUUCGAGCUGGCCAAUGGGGCAGGCGGCUGGGACGUAUUGUCGAACUAUUCGGUCGCCUUUGGCAAUGUUCUUGCUGGCGCCUUGGUCGACAAGCAAAUCCGAGUCUGCAACAAGGGCGGCGGUCCUUUGACGAUCACCAUUUCCAAGCCUCCUUCCGGUUCUCAGCUCUUUGCGUUGAACCCCAACAGCGAGCUCACUGAAGGUACACAGGUCGUCGGUGGUAGCUGCGCUAUUGGAAGCGUCGGCAUCCACGCAGCACCCGUUCAACCGAAUCAUCCGGCACAGGCCCUGCGGGCUUCGUGGACCCUCAGUACCGAUGGUCUCAACUCCACAACCGGCCAAAACUCAGGCCGUCACGACAUCUUCUUCGAGGGAACGGUUGUGAGCAAACAGGUCGGACCUCUCCUGACCAACGGAACCGCGCGUUACCAGUGGGUGGGAUGCUUCAGGGACACCACCAACUUGGGCCGCAACUUGCAGGUAUCAGUCAACACAGCUGCGCAACAGAAGACGAACACCCUGCAGCAGUGCCAGGGCAUUUGCAACGACAGAGGCUACAUCCUAUCCGGUGUGCAGUAUCACCAGGAGUGUUGGUGCGGUGGAAGCAUCAAGAACCCUUCCACAUACGAGGACGAAUCUCUCAACCUUUGCACUUUCGACUGCACAGGUGACGACACUCAGGCUUGCGGUGGCGACAAUGGACACAUGAGUCUGUACGCCGACAUCAGUGCCUUCGACAUUGCUGGAUUCUAUCAAUCACUCAAGAACCCCAGCUCCAGCUCGGCUCUGCCAUCAUCGACAAGAGCCCCCAGUGGGGUUUCGUCUUCAAGCAGUAUCCCUCCGGUAUCCUCCGCCGCAUCAUCUUCAUCCGCCGUCAGCUCCGCGGUAUCUUCGAGCAACACCAUCGGCAGCUCAGUAUCGCCCUCCUCUACUGCUCAGUCUAGUGUGCUCUCUUCGAGCUCGUCACGCGCAUCGGGUGUAUCCAGCAGUGUUGCAUCAAGUUCAAGCAUCAUCUCCACGACCACCACCUCGUCCACCGUCGUCAAGUCUUCUACAUCAAGCAGUGCUUCGCCGACGGCAACUUUUGUCACAUCCCCACUCAACCCUCUCAUGCCUGCAAUCGUCGGCGGCCAGUGGCAGUAUGCUGGAUGUUUCAAGGAUCUCGUCGACAACCAGAGAUUGUUCACCGGAGCCUCCUCUGCCUCAGAUGACAUGAGCCUGGACAAGUGUGCCGCGUUCUGUAGCACAGGUGCCCCAGGAGGUGGAGCUUUCAACUACUUUGGUGUCGAGUAUGGUCGCGAAUGCUACUGUGGUUGGGACGUGCAGGCGUCCAAGAUGUCAACACCUGAGGCAGAGUGCUCUUCGCCUUGUGCUGGUUCCUCAGUCGGGCGCUGCGGAGCUGGUUUCCGUCUCUCGGUAUACAACAACACCAUCCCUAACCAAGCACCCCAAGCACCGCAGCACGUUGACAGAGCUGGCGACUACCAAUUCCUCGGUUGCCAGACAGAGGGCGUCAAUGGCCGUGCCUUGACUGGCGCCUUCUUUGGUUCAGAGGAUAUGACCACCAAAGCGUGUGCGGCCUUCUGUGUCAAGGGCAAGUGGCAGUACAUGGGAAUCGAAUAUGCCCGUGAAUGCUACUGCGGCAGUGUUAACAACGCCGGAUCGGUGCCAGCUCCUCUCAAAGAGUGCGACAUGCAGUGCAGGGGCAACCAGUCUGAGUUCUGCGGUGGAGGCAACCGACUCGACUUCUUCAAGUUUUCCCCUCUCGGUGGAGUCUCCUCGUCUGCUAGCUUGUCUGGCACAGGUGCAAGUUCGACCGCGGCCUCCUCUGCCACAUCAUCGACUGCCAACGCAGCUUCUUCGCGUCCAUCUGUCGCCAGCUCUAGCUCUUCAAGCUCAUCUGCCGUCGUCACAAGUUCGUCUCGCUCGUCUAUCGCCAUUGCCAGCUCUUCAAACUCACCUGUGGUCACUUCCAGCUCGUCCCUGAGCAGCUCGAAGCCAUCAUCAACAGCGCCCUCUAGCAGUAUUGUGCCAUCUGUUCCGGCCUCCACGACCGGGAGCGCCUCCCUUUCGACGAAACUGAGCACAUCCUCAGCUGCCUCGGCCACCCCCACGAACGGUUACUACUAUGUCGGCUGCUACCGAGACAGACCGAACGGCCAUGCUCUUCCACUUUUGUUCGCCAACCAGAGUGUCACGCCUGAGCUCUGUAUCGACUACGCCAACUCUAUGUACAGCAAAGCCCCUACACCGACGACUAAGCUGCCGUAUCUCUUCUUGGAGUAUCACCACGAGUGCUACGGUGGCUCAACCCUCGACUUCCAAGGGGCCGCCGUCACAGCUCUUGUCGGGACUAAGGCCUGCAAGAACUACUGUUACGGCAGUGUCAGCACGUUCACGACUGAUGGAACCGUCACAACCACCACCAACACGGCCAAUUACUGUGGGGGCGCGAAGAUGUUCGACUUGUAUGCUCUCUCGACCCCGGUCGCAUUCCCGACGACCGGCGGACCCGUGGUCACUGAGACUGCGUGA